AUACAAUGGUUGUAUAUAAAUUAGAAGAUAGCGCGAAAUUUGCAUUCUAUCUUAUGACAACAUUUUUCAAGGUGUGAAAAGGAUGUUGAUGUAAAUGGCUAGUGGUGGCACAAAAACUGAUGUUACAGCUGCGAUAGGUUGUUUCGUCCAAAAUGGAGACGGAAAAACUGUAUAUGCUGUAGUAUGUAAACACGUCACUUAUGCCGCAAAUAAGUUCAGUGUACGAGGUAUUCCAUUCGCAACAGUUACGCAGAAAACAAAGGAAACAAAGAAAACAAGGGAAACGACGCCAACGUUCAAUCACUUUGAUAUUGACCUUGUUAAGGUGAAAAUCAAUCAAGUUCAAAAAUGCAAACCCGUUUUCCGAGAUGCUCACGGAGAUAUUAGAAAGGCGCGUAUAUUCAAGGGAGAAUUAGGCAGUUUGGACCCAGUAUUUGCGUGUUUCAACAAUGCCAGAAAUGAGGACGAACGAAGAACAGGAAAAGUUUUACCAAUGUCUGAAGCAGAUGAAACCAUACGAGAUUGUUACAGUAGUGACACUCACUUUGUAGUAAAAGGUGACUCGUUUGCUACUGUAGGUCAUAGCGGAAGAGUCGUCGCUUACUACGAUGCCAAAAGUGAUGAGGGUUUCAUUGAGCUACUUGGUAUGAUAGUUCAUAAAACAGGAAGUCAGACAGUUUGUCUGAAACUACAUAAUGGAUUUAAACACCUGAAUGAGGAGUAUGGCUUUAACUUGUCAUUGUGCGAACCAGAAAACUACACAGGUGAUGAGAAUGCGUGCGUUGAGACAGGUGAUUAUAUAAACUUUUAAGUGUAAAAGAAUGAAUCAUAUUGUGAGUUUAGUACAUGUAUUCUGUGAACUGUCUCAAAAACAUUUUCAUUUUUCAUUAGUUUACGUUGUGCUUUGAUGAUAUUUCCGUCACACGAAACAGUAUUACAUUUUCCUUCCAUGGGCUUAACCUGUACGCUUUGUAUAUACACAACAUUUUUAGUUAAUUUCAUUUUAUAUCAAUAUAUUUUCUUUUCCAAAUUUUUAUGAUAUCUUUUAGUAAGAUGGGUGAUGAAUUAUAAUUUUGUGAUAAUAAUACAUAGCAAUUAUUCUUUUUUUACUUUACUUUACAAAAUGUAUACUUAAUCAAAAGUGAUCUCAACUGUAGAUUUAGAUUAGUGUUUUAUCAUAUUUUCUUGUUUUAUCUAUAUCUACUAUUUCAUUAAAUUCUUAAUCAUUUUA
Ruditapes philippinarum (Manila clam) is the source of this 1231-nucleotide messenger RNA. RefSeq lists its product as uncharacterized. The transcript is spliced from 2 exons. The coding region runs from base 95 to 811 and encodes 238 amino acids. NCBI's taxonomy places the organism in Eukaryota, Metazoa, Mollusca, Bivalvia, Venerida, Veneridae. The record is from RefSeq and is a predicted model, not a curated record.